UGGUGAUUUCAACUUCUCCCGUUUGGCACUGCAGAAAAUUCAAUUAAGACGUUCCCUCACCCUUCUUUUCAUAAAUAGAUUGUUGUCCGUUGCAUUGUGUUAAUUGUCCGAUUGCUUUGUGUAAUUACUGUCACUACAAAAUUUCAGUUGUGAUGAUUUACACAGACCUGUAUUGAAUACACAGUUACCUGUGACGAUUUACAUCCUAUUUGUGGUUAGCCUUUUGCGGUUUAACAUCAUCCAACUUGUGUUCAUUAAAGUGUUCUAGUGUUCAUCACAUAAGGGGGCGACAUAAUCAUAGUUUAUCUUUUGUUUCCCAACCAUAUUGUCGUUCACGAUAUGUGAACCUGUCAUUUUUUAGAUCAUAUUUUUACUGAAAAUGUUACUUAAAAGGACUCCAUUAGGUGUUUUCAAAAUAAAAGGAUUACAUCAAGCAUAUGGUGACGACUCGUAUCUGCAUAUGAGCCAAAAGCAUGACGAAACGUCUUGUGCUGCAGUAAGAUGUAUAAUUAACAUUUUUUCCCCACCAUGAAGACAGUUUUUGAUUAUUAAUGCAGUAUUGGUCGCCAUUAGUCGAUCGUAAGAAAAUUGGUUCGAAACUAGGUCUUUGUUGCUGGGGUUCUGAUGAAGCUUCCAUAUAUUUCACGAAUUUUUAUUUUGGGUGUGCUUGCAAGCCUGAUGAUUUUGUAGUUCAUGCGCUACUUAGUUUAAUCACAGUACCAGAUGAUUCAAAUGGCAAAUAGUUAGUUUCUGUUUUGUAAUUACGAAAACCGGCACUAAAAUUCUUGCUAAGGAAAGGACGUUUAAUUAUUGAUUAUAGAGACUAACUAUUAUUGAGCCUUUUUGCGGCUUUAUCAACUGAUUUUGUGAAGUUUCUAAGACAUGUUCACUUUCCUAACUGCAGGCUAAUACUUAUCCUGGUUGAUGACUACUAGUUAGUAAACAUAACUGAAUCAAGAUGCAUCGUAGAAAUGUAGAAUUACUUAACCAAGACAUUUUACUUAGACUGAUGUUAUUUCUUAUACUCAGUAUGCUUCCUACACGUUAGUUUAUCAGCCUUGUAAAGAAUUUAAGCGAGAAAUAAGUCCUUGGAACGUAUCUACGGAAUACCACACCCAUCAGCUCAUUAGUAACAGUUGAAUAUGUUUCGUAUCAGUUUUCAUUUUUAACAUAUCAUUGUCAUGUUAUAACCAUAUAAGUUCAGAUGUAUCUUUCAUUGAAGAGGUACUUUAAUGGAUAACUAUUUAAUUAUCAGUCGGGAAUUUUUAAGUCUGCAUCAUCUUUGAUUCAAGCAGCCAGCUAAUAUUAUUAGCACUUCUACUAUCUCUCAAAGUCUUGCGCACUAACAUGUACUUAGUUCAAUUGUCAUAAUAUUAAUGACACCAUACAUGUCUCUUAAUCACUCAUCGUAUGUGGGAAGACCACCGAGUGAACUGGAAGUAAAACCAGUCAAUAAGUUUGCAAAAAUACUUUAAGUGAACUACUCAUGUGUAACAUAUAACUCUACAACCUACCGAGACCUACAAUGCAGGCGAAAGCAGAACACAGUCGAAAAAAUCAACGUUAUGUACGACACGAGCUCUAAAAUCGCUCAUUUGAUUUAGGGAUUAUAAAGACCGGUGGUUGGUGACCACUGAUAGUAUAAAACUAAAAGAAUUUUCUCUUAUAAAUCUUAAUUAACUCACUCUAUUUAUUUUCUGUUUUCAAUUAAUACCAUUCUCAUUUAUUAAUAUUAACUAAAUUUGUGCUGACUUCUUAAUAUCGUGUGGUCCUCUUAAUUAGUGAGUUCUUCGCCUUCUGAAUAAAAUUUAGAAGUGCCAGAUAUGCACUUACGACCCCUUAAGUUUUCAUAGUAUAUAAUAUAUAACAACCCCACAUAUCCUUGAUGUUGUAGCAGAUCAUAACCUCUGUCGUUUCUUUACUGACUUUCCUAAAUAUCAACUAAGCUGCAUGUACACUUACUAGUCUUCAUCUGUGUGUAAGUUGUUGGUCCUUUUAAGUUUGUCAAAGGAGAUUUCUUGGCUUUUGUUUAGUGUUUUAGAACCUAUACCCAACCGUCCCAAAAUCUGUCCAUGGUCCAUUCAAGUUCUCAUUUCUCUGUGUGGCUUAGACAAGGGUUUUUCAACGAGUUUUAUGUAAUACCUUGGUUUGACUGCCCUGGUAUUAUCUCUUUCUCUUUGAUACAUUUUCUUACUUAAUCUUGACAUUUGAGUCGUCCUUCCCAAACUUACUGGACCUAAAGUGCUCUUCCGAAUAUUUGGAGAAUAUUUUGAUCAGUCUACUUAAGUUUCCUACUUAUUUCAUCAUCAAUUUAAAAGCUUAUCCUGAUUACCCUUUGGCUCUGUUUAAUCGGUUGCUUUGAUUGUUUCUAAUCAAUUUAGAUUGUUUGGCACUAAGUGAUUCGAGCGCAUCAUAACCAUGAGACUAAAGUGAACCACAAAUUAAUAGUGAAUUUAACUAAAUUAUACAUGAAGCCCAUAAGUUUUUAUCAUCUAAUUCAAAACUUUAUCAGUUCUCUAAACAAACUUUUUAUUUGUCGUAAAUACGUAAAUUUUGAGUCAUAUAUCUGAGUAUGUUCUGUGUUAUCCAUGAAAUGAAAAUCGUUUAGGCCUCUCGUGGGAAAUCUGUGGUUGAUUUCACUGGCCGUUUAAUUAAUGGGAGUUUACGAUAUCGUACGUCUGAUGAGCUACAAUCAACUUUCUCAACACCGCCCCCACGGAACUCUCGAAAACGUGACAAAGACCCUGAUGAAUGUUCAACAACCUGGGCUUCAAGGUUAAAGCAACUUCGAUGUUAUCUACAGCUGCCUCCUAUAUCUCUACCUGCUCGACUAGAUGCAGUGGCUAUCGACUAUCUCCGAGAGCAUUCUCUUUCUCCCCCGAAGGCGAUCGAAGAUCGUUCUAAAAUCCUUACAAACUAUCUGUGGUCGCGCCCUCUUAUGUCUGAGGAAAAAGUUAUCCGUAAAUCGUCGAAAAUUGAGGACUCCGGGGACUUGGAUUCAUGGGAUGAAGACGAAGGUCUGACGUUCGCUCUGAAGAACUUUACUUCUCAACGUGAAGCCCAAAUUAGUAGAGAAUUGGAUUUAAAGUCAUGGAAAUCACUAAGUUACUCUGGGCAUACUUGUGAGCUGUACCUUGUCUCACGUUUGGCACCCAACUUUGCUACCGUUUGCCGCGUCUUGUACGAAAUCCGUAAACGAUGCCCAAGUUUUAUUCCAAAGUCAUUAUUUGAUUUUGGCUCUGGGCUCGGAACAGUCACCUGGGCGACAAACACAGUCUGGCCAGUUGGUUGCGUACGCCAUCAUUAUCUGGUGGAACCAUCAUUACAUAUGACACGAAUAUCGGAGUUUAUGUUUCAAAAGCAGGGGAGUGUUCAACCCUCUGAAUUUGUGUUUCCUGGUGUUUACCAUCGCCGCUUCAUGCCUAGUACCAAGAAUCAAUAUAAUUUGGUAGUCUGUGCUAACACUUUACUGGAAAUCCCAUGCAAAUCUUCUCGUUCACGUGUUAUUUCAUCAUUGUGGGAGAAAACAACUGAUUUUCUGGUCUUUAUUGAACAAGGAACAAAGUCCGGAUUUCAGGCAAUACUUGAAGCAAGGGACUUUUUGCGCACAAAUGGGGGACCUGAUGUUCAUAUUUUCAGUCCAUGUCCUCAUGUGCAGACUUGUGGAAAAAAGGAUUCCAACUGUAACAUUGUUGUACGAUAUUACAACUUUGGAUUAACGCGAUUCAAAAGUGAACCGUCUAGCGAGCUCAUUUCUUAUUUGGUUGUAUCAAAGGGGGAUUGGCGAAGACAUCAAGUCCCAGUCGUAAAACCUGAACCUGACCAAUUGCCUCGGAUUGUUACUCAUAAACUAUUCAAACACGAUCAGCCCAUUCACGAUAUAUGUAUGCCUUCCGGUGCAGUUGAACGUGUUCUAUUCCCUAAACAACAGACUGAUGCAGGUCUAUAUUACUACAUGAAACAAGCACAUUCUGGUGAUAUCGUCCCUGCUGAAGUGGUGGCCACAAAUGAAUCAGAGCAUAUGAUUGAGUGUGUGAACGAAGAAGAUAAAGAAAAUAAACCGUCUUGAGUUGUUGAUAUUUUUUACCGAAUAUUAGUGAUGCCAUUUAGUGUAAAUGCAUGUAAAAGUGAAUCCAGAAAUAAUUUAUAUGCAGUUACGUUAAUAAUAUAACAAACAAAUGUGUGUUACAUUCUGUACAAAGUCAAUUACUCCCUCAUCUUUUAUUUUUUUGUUAUUUGUUUCAAGAAAGCAACUUAAGUUUGUGUAUGGAUAUAUUCGUUCAAUAAAUUUUAUAAUGAAGUUAUUUUUUAUGCGAUUUUGCAAGCUAAUGCAUAGAUUAUUGUGAUGAACUGCAGUCUGCUUGAUAUAAUUCGAAUAGAAUCUGUAAUUUAACUGAUUUGUUUGAAAAAUUCAUAAUUUAUGAUUGCAUCCAGAUUAUUAAGAAUGUCUUGGGAACAUAGUUUGAAAGGCGCUCUUAGAAUUUUUCCUGUUUAUCAAGCAUAUAAGGAUACAGGACAAAAUGCUGUUGUACUUUCAUGUUACGUUUUUCAUUGGUGAAAACGAUUGUAUGCUUAUGAAUUUAUCACAAAUAGAUUGAACGUUUAAUUGUACUCAGCUAUCUUCCUAUUUAAUUAUUGAGAAAAUGAUAAAUCAAAAUGUUACAUAGAUUCAGGUGAUAUAUGUUACCGAUAUUUGUGCAAAAUUUAUGUGAUAAAGGUAUUAAAUUUGAAAAAAAUAUUGAUAAAUAAACUUACACUCGGGAAAGUAUUAUUUGGACGUAAUUAAUGGUCAAAUGAUCGGAUUCGUGAUUACUUUUGUCCUGGUGCAUUGUUUUUGUUGCUUAUUUUCCUCCAUGAUUGUUAUAUUCCAGCGAAGAUUAAAUUACGGUUUCAAAAAAUACAUUUUAUGACCAAAGUACUCUAAGAUAUAAUCAACGUUGACCUAAUGAAUAAAGGAUAUAUAAAUAGUUUGGUAAAGUGAAUCAUUUAAUAUAAAUACAGAAGGAGCUUUUAACUUGAAAGGUUUGAGUGAACUACAAGCACAAAUGUUUUAUCGCUAUAAGGUUGUGAAGAUUUUCUGGUUUUUAUUGAGAUUAUGAACCGAUCAGUAUUUAACCACCACUGAAAACCUGGAGGACGAUGGAAGUUGGUUGCUCAAUAUUGUGGAUUGGUUGAAGUUAGAUGCACAAAUAUUCCAAUCAUUUUAUUUCUUUUAUCUAUAAUUAUUGAGUUCUCACAAAAUUAGUCGCAGCAAAAUUUACCGGGAAACAAUUAAAAUAUCAUAAUGCUCAAUUAACACGAUCGAACUAUUUGUACCAAGUUGAUAAAACGUAAAAUAUUACUUUGUACACUUGACACUGAACGUUUACGUUGUAUUAUUGUGAAAUGUAACUGAACAAAUGGAUAUAAAGUAAAGCUUCAUAUACGGUGCAAAUUCAGACUUGAUUUUAAAAUCAUAAACGCAUCUUAAAAUAUCUAUAAAGUAAAAAUUUCUAUACUUUAUAGAACUGACUCUAACACUUUAAUUCGUAAACUGUUCGUACAAUUUAAGUGUCACUAUAAAAUUCAAUAGAUUAAAUAAACUUCACGGUAUCUAAGAUUAGCACAAGAAGUAGUUUCAGUUUAAAGAUUUUGCUUAGUAAAUUUGAAUAAUUUACCAUCAGCUCAGGUGAAAUUCAAGUAAAAACUAACAGCUGCGAAAGUUCCCAAACUUGUAGCUACUCCCUUGUAAACCGUAUAAUCCCUCAUGAAGAUAUUUGAAUCCAUAUCACAUUGUUGAAUAAAGAGAAUAGCUAUUAGGCCAGAAACCUCCAAAAGAUAUCUGAUUCAAAUAAUGAACUCUCAUGGUGGAUUUGGUUUAGGAUAUGAGUUCACAGAGUUCACUAUGAAAUCAAUUUUCAACUCUACUUGCAUUUUGUCGAGUAUGUAACUCAACUGGUCUCAGCAGGCCCCCUAAAUUUUGAGGAAAUAAUCGAUUGUAAAUGCUGAAAGUCGAUUUAUAAACAUGAAAACGACAAAUAGCUUCUAACCAUCAAUAAAAAUUCAUUAAAUGACAUAGGGCAAAUCAGGAAAAACAAGGUGUUUCAAAUUUUAGUAAGAAGAAAUUCUGUUCCAGUUAACGCUUUAUGUCAAUAAUUUUGGUUAUAAAAUACGUACAAUCUAUCACGAACAUCUGAGAUAAAUUGCUAUUGUAAAUAAUGCGCUAAGAAAUUAGUAAUCAGUAGUUGAUCCUAUUUGUACAAACUACUCCGAUUACAAUCAAUAAAGGUUACAUAACAUGCGUUGUAUUUAUUAAGUGUUCAACAACAUUCGAACCAAUUUCUCAAAAAGGUUACCGAACGAGACAUAUGAUCAGUUCCAGUCUCAGUUUUCACCAUUUCAGAGCAGGCAAUACAUUUAUAGCAAGUUAAACCAAUAAGAGUAAAAUAUUGAUCGAAAAAAGCACAAUGCUAGGAAAUAUAUCAGAGAAUCAACUGAUCAGAUUUGGUUUUAUUCAGCGUACAUUACCUGUGGGUGACUCAAAUUUGUAAUUAUGCGUUACAACCACACGAGUAUUGAAGAUAUUGGAAUUUUCAGAAUUACUUUAUCGAAUGUUACUGUUUAUUUUUUUAUUGUAUGAUUAUUAAAUAAUUGGACUACUACGUACCUUAUUCCCUUUCUUGUUAGCUUCCGUUGGACCAAGUGACUGCCGUUGUACACUUUAUUUUUCCUUGAUCAUUGCUUUUUAGUUACAUAUUGUGUGCUUCGUUCUUUACCACGUAUAGAAUGUUUGUAUGUAAAGUAUUAUUUUUUUAUCUGAGGUCUAAUAAUUUAUGUACACAAAGCAAUGAAUUUUAAAAUAGCAUACUGGGUACCCGAAAUAUAAAUAACAGAAUCUUGCAUGCUGUUUUUUUUAUCGGACUCAAGAUUAAGGAUAAAGGCGUACUAAUCAAUGGGAGUCAAGAUUAUCUCAAGGUUUAUCAUAUCAAUCGAGAGGUAUCACUGACCAUAACUUAGCCAGGACGCUUAGUCAUAAACGAAAAAGUAUUCCGACUGGCGAAUCUCCUCUGUAAAUAUUUACUGACGUCACAUUCAUAACAUUAUGUGAUGAUAUGAAUAUUUAACUGUUACCAAUUUUUAAAUUAGGGUUAUUAUUUGAAUGAAGAUUAUUUAUGUACUUGUUCAUUUUCUCCCGAAUCGAUUUCUAUGUAUAGCUGAGCCAUACCGCUCGAUGACUUUGAGAUCUCAACCGGUUAACCCAAUCAGCAGAUUGAAGUGCUUGAUAAAUUACUUAUUAUUACAUUAAGACUAGCACUCAGGGUAUGCAGUUUGAGAUGCUUGCAUUAAAAUUGAUGUCAAUUAUUGUACAAAACCUUAAUUUCCAAUUCGAAUUUCUAACACUGAUCCCUAACUCUAUUUUAAUAAAUACACUGUGACCUUGACUCAGUUCACCCGUUAACCAUUCACUUUAAAGUUUAGCUCAGCUUUACCUACUUAUAUCCAGUAAGAUUACAUCAAGCGAUCUCCAAGCAUCGACUCUCAAUUAGAUUAUAGAGACUGUAGAAAUACUCCUAAAGUAUUUCGUUAUCAGUUAAAAACGUUCUUAUGAUGAUAGGUUUCACUUCUCCCACUGAAUCUUACUAAAUAGUCAGACAGCUUAUACAAAUGAAACUUUAUAAUGGAAGAAAUAAAAAUGAUAAUAUCAAACAAACCAAAACAAUGAGCAAGAAUGAACAUAUAAUAUAAGGAAAAGUGCUGGAAAUAAGAGAAAGCGAAAUAGUAAAAAAGAUAUCUGUUUUAGGAAAUCUUCAGGAAUUACGAUGAAUGAAUGCAAAACAAAACCUAUAAAUUUCACAAGCACAAGAAUCCAUUGAUGUGCAUACUUAAUUUAUGAAUCUUAUAACGGGACGAAUAGUGUCGAAGUUAAGCUUUCGGAGUUUUAAGAAUUAUAAAUUUGUUGUAUAAUUACUAACUAACUAG
This is a messenger RNA of Schistosoma haematobium, 7959 nucleotides long. Its product is annotated as Histone-lysine N-methyltransferase setd2. Gene Ontology annotation, biological process: translation. The record is from RefSeq and is a predicted model, not a curated record. The coding region runs from base 2939 to 4069 and encodes 376 amino acids. NCBI's taxonomy places the organism in Eukaryota, Metazoa, Platyhelminthes, Trematoda, Strigeidida, Schistosomatidae. Gene Ontology annotation, cellular component: mitochondrial small ribosomal subunit. The transcript is spliced from 10 exons. Gene Ontology annotation, molecular function: structural constituent of ribosome; methyltransferase activity.